Caenorhabditis elegans is the source of this 1922-nucleotide messenger RNA. It is a transcript of the gene cest-8, whose product is annotated as Carboxylic ester hydrolase. The record is from RefSeq and is marked reviewed. NCBI's taxonomy places the organism in Eukaryota, Metazoa, Nematoda, Chromadorea, Rhabditida, Rhabditidae. The transcript is spliced from 11 exons. Gene Ontology annotation, molecular function: carboxylesterase activity. The coding region runs from base 51 to 1868 and encodes 605 amino acids.
UCAGUGAUUCAAACCACUGGGAAAAUAUCAUCAUAUUAUUGUGUUUUCCAAUGCUAGUUUCAAUAUUAUUACUAUGUUCUCUAUUGUAUGAAUUUCAAACUUUGAAAAUAAUAAAUACAAGCUAUGGCAAACUUCGUGGAAUGGCUGAAUGGUCAGAUGAUGCAAAUCACAAGUUUACUUUCAAAAGUGUUCCGUUUGCAAAGCCACCAAUUGGAAAUUUGCGGUUUGCGCCUCCACAAAAACUUGAUCAUUGGGACGGUAUUUUAGAUGCUUCAGUGUAUAGUGCCGCUUGUAUGAGCAACUCAACACUAACAACUCAGUCAUACGUCAACGAAGAUUGUCUGUACAUCAAUAUCUUCACUAGUGAAAAGUGCUUGAAGUCCAAGUGUUCAGUGAUCGUAUAUUUUCAUGGUGGUGCUUACAAUACAGAAUCAGCUACAAUGUUCUCGGACAGAUUCAUUUUAGAUAGAUAUGUUCACGAGGAUGUGAUCUUUGUAAUACCUGCAGUUAGAUUGGGAGUUUUUGGACAACUAUACUUUGGACCAAAUGCCUACCUUACUGAAAAUCUAUUCAUGUUUGAUGCCAUUCUUGCACUAGAUUUUGUACACAACGAGAUAUCCAAUUUUGGUGGUGACCCAGAGAAAGUGACAAUCAUGGGGCAUUCUUCAGGCGGAACACUUGUUGAAGCGUUGGGAUUUUCGAGCAUGGUUGACCCUGAGUUGAAGUUAUUUCAACAAAUGAUAAUGUUGAGUAGUACUGGAAUGUUUGGAUUUGACGAUUUAGUGAUAGACAACUCAUUUACAAUUGUUGAAAAGCUUGGUUGUUUCAAUGGUACGAAAGAAGAACGAAACACUGUGAAUGUUGCUGAAACACUUGACUGCAUGAGACAUAUUGAUGGUUAUGAAAUUUUGAGAGUACAACAAAAAAUGGAACUAAUGGACCAGUUGUCUUUCAAAUAUCUUUUAAGGGGAGCACCGUUUAUGUUGUUGAAUGGAAAUAUUGCAGACCUGAAGAAAAAUACAUCGCCACGGAAUGCAAUUUUUGGAACAACUGAACAUGAGUUCUUUGACGUGACGGAGAAAUAUCUUUAUAUCACAGUAACUUUCUUAGAUUAUGAAAAUCCAGUUGCUGUCGCUCGAAACUAUGACGGACGGCUGAUGAAAAACAUGGAAACUAUGAUAACUGGAGAUUCUGCGGCAAUAUUUGUUUCUACUGCCACCUGCGCUGCAGCAAUGGCCAAUGCAGGAGCUGAUGUUUUCCUUUUUGAAACUCGUCAAUCAUACAGUGUUCAUGUUUCUGACAUGCAAUACUUCAUUGGCAAUCAUUGUGCACAUAACCGUACAAUCGAUAUAGACAUUCUGGAUAGUUUUUACUCGAAACUGCUCACGAACUUUACAAAACAUGGAAAACCGUCUCCAGGGUGGGACCCUGUGGAUCCUGGAAGAAUGAAUUAUUUGGAGCUGAAAGUUGAUUCUAAAGCAAGGAGCGGCCCAGUUAUGCUUGAAGGUUAUCAUGCCAAAGAUGUGUCCUUUUGGGUUGGAGAAAUGACAGAGUUUGAUCAAAACGUGUCAAAAAUGCGACAUUCCGAAGGACUGCCACCAGAAAGACAAGAUACAAAAUCACAACGACAAUAUUGGAACUUUAUUGUAUACCAGAAUUUUGAUGCGAAAAAUCAACAGAAACUAGUCGAUAGCACUCACUUCAUAAUAAACACUACAGAUCAAGCCAUUAUAUUUAGAACUGACAUUUCGAUUCUUUAUCAGUGGUGGUUUUAUUUAAUAAUAGCAGUUUGUGCAAUGACUAUUGGCUUAGUCAUAUUAUCUUUCAAAAAAUCAAGAAAUGGCGAGAUCACUCCUUUAUUAAGUUAAAAACAACUGUCAAUAUGUAAAUAAAGCUAUAUACGUGCCGUGUUAUAAGUUCAC